Messenger RNA from Misgurnus anguillicaudatus (oriental weatherfish), 2137 nucleotides. It is a transcript of the gene trappc5, whose product is annotated as trafficking protein particle complex subunit 5. Lineage: Eukaryota; Metazoa; Chordata; Actinopteri; Cypriniformes; Cobitidae. Gene Ontology annotation, cellular component: TRAPPI protein complex; TRAPPII protein complex; TRAPPIII protein complex. Gene Ontology annotation, biological process: endoplasmic reticulum to Golgi vesicle-mediated transport. The record is from RefSeq and is a predicted model, not a curated record.
UUUAAAACACGUAUUUCUUUAAAAGAAUAUCAACAUUUUGAUAACGUUCCUCACAGGCGCUCCUCUUACUUUUAUUUUGAAAAUAUUUGGCACCUUAGAAUGUACUAAUUGUGGCUUCACGUAUCAGGAACUGAAAGCCGAAACAUUAGGGUUCAAGCACUCGCGUACAUUCAAAUUGAGAUUUGAUUAAUCUUUAGUGUUGACAGAAUGGAGGUUCGCUUUACGCGAGGCAAAUCUGCCAUCCUGGAGCGCUCGCUCACGCGUCCCAAGACCGAGGUGAGCGUGAGCGCGUUUGCGUUGCUGUUCUCCGAGAUGGUGCAGUACUGCCAGAGCCGCGUGUAUUCGGUGUCUGAGCUCCAGGCCCGGCUGGCUGACAUGGGUCAGGGUGUUGGAGCAAGUCUCCUGGAUGUUCUUGUGUUGAGAGAGAAAAAUGGAAAAAGAGAGACCAAAGUGUUAAACAUACUUCUCUUUAUUAAGGUAAAUGUAUGGAAAUCAUUGUUUGGCAAGGAAGCUGACAAGUUGGAACAAGCCAAUGAUGAUGACAAAACGUACUACAUCAUUGAAAAGGAACCACUAAUAAAUGCCUACAUAUCAGUACCAAAAGAGAACAGCACUUUAAACUGUGCAGCCUUUACGGGUGGCAUCGUAGAAGCUAUUUUAACCCACAGUGGCUUCCCAGCAAAAGUUACUGUUCACUGGCAUAAGGGGACCACACUUAUGAUCAAGUUUGAUGAGGCAGUCAUUGCUCGUGAUAAAGCUCUUGAUGGCAGGUAGAACAUUGACUGCAGUCUGGUUCUAAGUUACGAGUGUUACAUUACUGCGUUUUAUUGUAAAUGAUUGUUUGUUUUUCAUAUACAUUUACAUCUUUACUGAGUCCUCCCCUGCUCUAAUAACAAGAUUAAUGAGUCACAAAUUACAGACUUUAUUGUACUGAUAUUAUACAGCAAAAGUUGUUAUAAAAGACCUGCAUGAACAUCAUCAUUGUUGGAUGUUUUUUUUUGUCAAAGUAACCAAAUGUAUAAAUCUGCCUCACAUUUUUAAAGGGAAAGUUCACUCAAAAGAAGAAAACUAUUAUUUACUCGCCCUCAUGUCGUUUGAACAACAAAUAUCUUUUGUUUUUCUUCCAAACAUCGUUUUUUAAGUGUUCUUUAGGGUUUUUUGGUUACUGAGGUGAAUGGUGGUGACCUCCUCGGUUCCACUCCCAUAGUAACCAUAAAACCCUUCAAGCUUCAAAAUGACCCAAAAGUCUUAAAUAAAUAACUCCCCUGGACUGUGUCAUAUAUUAUAAAUGCACUGAAUGCAUUUACUCCUUUACUUUCUUGUUGUGCAUAUCAGUGUUGUUUCAGUUAUUACAAAUUAUUUAAGGGUAAGCAUCCUUAAAAAAACAGUUCAAGCUAAGAAAAUAUGUACUAAAGAGAGACAACACUUACAGAACAAAGAAUAACAUUGGGAUUAAAAUGACAUGAUGGUGAGUAAGUAAUGUUGACAAAAUUAUUGGGUGAACUAGUAUGAGCUGCUGGAACUUACAAAAAAUUUAAAAUAAUAUAAAAACCAGUGGUAAAAACAUGUCAUAACUUUAUAUACAUUUUUUACAGUUUGCUAUCUACACAUUAAUGAAGUUAGCAGCUUUUAUACUAUUAUUAUGUUUCUAUCUAAAUGAAGUCAGCAAGCUGCAUUCACAUUGUGUGGAAAUAGUGGAAUUGUGCUAACAAUGUAUAUAUGGUAAAAGAAAAUAAAUUUAUCUGUGGCAGUGUCUACUGAAAACUAGGAGAAUAAAAUCUGUUGUAUCAGAAAACCUAGCAGCCCACAACUGAGAUUGUUUUUUAGAAAACAAUGAGAAAACACUCAAGAAAGUAUCACGGUAACGCUGGUUUUUGACAAAAUAUACACUACAGUUUUAUUUAGGCUACCAUCAUUAAAUUAAGUGGUAUUUGGUAGAAACUGGUUACAUGCAACAUAUGCUAUUGUAGUCAUAGUCAUAAGUAUAAUUAUGACAUUAUGUUGUGACUGUAACACUUGCACCAGCUUUCCUGUAAAUGUGUUUAAUUACUCGUAAAAACAUCAUGUGUUUUCCUUAUGAGGCAUAAAUUUAACCUCUGUGCACAUUUCAUAAAUGAAUAAAUGUAUAUAAACCUUU